AUGCAAACACAUUUCUUAUAUCAAGAGGUAUGUUGUAGAUAUUUUUAGUGCUCUCAUUAUUAUUAGCAUUUAUAAAGCACCAACAUAUUCUGCAGUGCUUUCCAAUUAUAAAAAGGGGCUAUUCAUCGUUGAAGAAGGUCCUGCUGAAAUGAGCCUACAAACUAUGAGGAUUUGAGAUAGGUGGAUAUAUAUUAUGUGUCUUGCCUAGGGACACUUGCUGUUGAGGUGGUCUGACCAGGAUUCAAACCUCAGGUCUAAGACAGUGACAUCACUACUCUAACAAGCCAAUAAUUCAAGGCUGUGACGGGGUAGGAGGUUGUCUGGUUGUAACUGUAGCAGUAUUUCAAGGUUUCGAGCAGGUGUUCGGGUAGAUAGGGAACAGUUUAACAAAAUAUUGUGGAGGAUAGCAGAAUGUCCGGGUGUAUACAGAGCAGCAUUAAUCAAAUACUAUGAAAAACUGCUUGAUGUUUGGGUUGAUAGACCACAGUAUAAUAAAAUAUUAUGCAGUAAAGCUCAGUGUAAGAAUAGCAGAAUAACAAAGUAGCAGGGUUUCUGGGUAGAUAUAGGGUAGUAUAACAAGGGGGUAAGCAAGAAAGCUUGAUGUAUGGAUGUAAAGAGAAACCCACAUACAUUUUAUCCUCUACCUCCAUCAUUAUCACCAUACAAAUUACAACUCCCGUUUUUUUGUUUGUUUUAGAUUCCCCUAUCAUUUGAUGAUGUGGCAGUGUAUUUCUCUGAGGAGGAGUGGGACUUUUUAGGAGUGAGAGAGAAAAUACUGUACAUGGAUGUUAUGUUGGAUAAUUACCAUACUCUAUGCUGUCUUGGUAAGUCACAACAGUGCAACCGAAACGUUGGUUAAUGACGUUUUCUGAUACCUGAUUUUUGCCUGCCCUUAUAUUUAGGAUAAGCGUUUCAAAUGAUACAAUAUGUUUGGGUAAACUUUUGAAAUAAUUUUAUAUUCUGAAAUUUGCUUCAAUUGUUUAUUUAUUUUAUUUUAAAGAGUCAGAUAUACUUUUUUUAUACAACUUUAUUUUUUAUACUAAAUAACUCCAUGCUUUCCUAUGAACAACAUUUUGUCACAUGACAACUAGAGGGUUUAAACUAUAGGGUCACUGCACCAUUCAUUGAGAUUAGACUUUCUGGGUGCAUCUUCUUAUGAUCGACCACUUUUCAUAUCAAUGCUCUUUGUUUAUCUUACCAAACUGUUUAAGCUGUACAAUAUCUGGAGAAUGCAACACCCAAUAAAAUCUAGUUCCUCCGUGUCUAGCUACAAGACUGUGUUCUUUUCCACCUACAGGUCCGAUUUUCUGAUCCACCAUUUUUGUGUCUUGCCUGUCCUCCAUUACUUAUUAUCUUGCAAGCAGGGCCUUUGGUGCUAGAUAUGCAGUGCAGUGGAACUAUAUAUAUUAUUCCUAUAAAUUGUAAUGAGUGUCCAUUUUCAUAAAUAGGCUGUGUCCAUGAAACACCAGAUGUGAUAGUCAAGAUGCUGCUGGGACAUGAACCAUAUAACUUGUCUGCACACACAGGUUAGUAGUGUUCCAUCAUCAACCUCACAGUUUACAUUUAGAUUUAUUUCAUCUGAGUCAAGAGAGAAAAGUUCAAGUAUCACAUAUCAUAUAUCAGCCAGUGUUCGUAAUAAUAAAAAUAAAUAUGAUGCAGAAAUGCCUACCUUGUUAUUUUGUUUGUUUUUUGAUGUAAAUGUAGAGGUUCCAUUGUAUGGACAAAUUAAAGGAACACGCCAAGCACCAUACCCACUACAGCAUCCUAGAAGUGCUCUGUUGCCCCCUCCCCUCUUACCUGAGAGCCAAAAACUCCUGAGCUAAAAAAUGCAAUGCAGGUCUAGCUCAUUGGCUGAAAGCGUCAGCUGAUCACUCUCAGCCAGUGAGCUAAGCUCUGUACAACUGGGCUUAACUCAGACACAAUCGGUAGUAGUGGAGAUGGGUAAAAUGGUUUCACUAUUUACAAAUGAGGGGGGCGCCAGUGCACUUGUUGCACCAUAACCACUACAGCAAAUUGGGAACAUAAAGAUGUAAAGCAGGAAGAGGAGAUUUUAUACAUAUUUGGUGGAACUGCGACUUAAUUCAAAUUUAUUGGAAAAAUUUACAUUAUCAGAUUCAACAGAUCAGGUUUAGAUCUGCCAUUUAACUCUGAAAUUUUCCUAUUACAUUUUGAGCUAAUUAACACCAAUAGAAGUUUACACAUUUUUUAAACAAAUGGGGGUUUUUAGUUACCUCCAAUGGCAAACCUCUUAGGUGGGUCCUAACUCUAACCAUUUGCCUUGCUUCCUUGAGCUUCUGGCAAAAAUAUCUCUAAUGAGACAGAAAGGGGUAUUUUUUAUAUACAUCCCUACAUGCUUAUUUCCCCUUAAUAGGGAACACAUGGCAAUGACCAUAGUACACAUCUAUUUAUUUUUAUGUCUUUGGUUUUUACUAUAUGUAUUUUGGCUGAUGCGUACUAUGGUCAUUGCUGCCGCCCAGGAGUAAUGGGAGUUGGAGCGCAGGACUAGUUUCUUUGUAGAAGUUUAAAAAUGUACCUUAUUCAUAUAUUGAUAGCAGCAAAAAUUCUUGUAGCCAGAUAUUGGAAACAAGACAUAAUGCCUAAUUGGUUUCUUAUUAACGAACAAUUAUUCUUCCAGUUUAAAAUGGAAAGAGGAUUAAUAAAUCAAUUGGAUAAAACUAAGAAAGAAUAUUGAUCAGUGGAUAAAAAAAGAUCACUAAUGUUUGAGAUGUCUCUUUGGUGUUGUUUAUGGUUUUUCUGAAUAAUUGUGGAUGUUAAACCCUUUCCCUCUCGAAUUGACCCCCUAGAAUAAUAUACAGUAUAACUAUAUCUUUCCAACUGUUUUUUUAUAAUUACACAAAGUGAAUAGCCAAGGGGGGACUGAAUAGAAACUCAUCGCUUAAUAUUUGUAUGUAUGUGUUAAAAUCAAGAGAUGAGAUAUAUUUGAAGAUUAUACUAGCUUUAGUGUACUAAUAAUCUUAAUUUUAGUAAUGACAGGAGGCGAAUAUUUGCAUAUCUUUCUUUACUCAAAACUCCAGCAGCAUAGUAACAUAAACAACCAAUCAGAAAAAAGAUAUAAUGCCCAUAAAAGGCCCUGUCUAUGACAUCACUUCCUCUUUCUUUGAAGCGAAACAAUAAAUAGCAAUAGGAGACAUAAUCAUAUUACGUCAACAGUUCAACAACAUAUUAGAAUAUCCAACUCCACUAGUUCCGCGAUGCAGAGGUAUAGAAGGUGAAUCUUUGUCACGAUGAGAAGACGUUCACGCUGCAAGAAAAAGAAAAAGGUGAAAGGUAUCUGGCGUGAUAACUUGUCCGCAUACAAUAAGCAUUAAGCAUCUGACAUACCAGCGAACAUUAGAGUGUGAAACAUAUCAAUAUAUAUUUAUUCUAACGCAAUGAUAUUUAAGAAUCUAUAAACACAACAUAAUGCAAGGUUCACGUCUAAUAUUCAGCCAAUACAAGACCCACAAGAUACAGGUCUAAGUAGCAAACAUACAAACCAUACGUACUUACCUUCCUGAACAUAAAGGACAUAUUCUGUUCAAUACGAGGAACAUGGGAGGGAUUCUACAGGGUGGGAAAUAUUCGCCUCCUGUCAUUACUAAAAUUAAGAUUAUUAGUACACUAAAGCUAGUAUAAUCUUCAAUUUUACCACAUGACAGGAGGCUUCAUAUUUGCAUUUUUAAAGCUUUGAAUUGACCAAUGUGAAGGAAGCAUGAGAUGUUUGCCGAAAAUAGAACGUUCUAAACGUACUCUCUCGCGCUCAGUCCGCGCAGCGUAUAAUGUCGGCUAGGGAAGCGUCGGCCGAAAAGGUUUGUGAGGCCGCUGCUCCCCUGACCGAGUGGGCUCCGAAACAAGGUUCGACGCUAAAGACAAAACCCCGCGGACCCAUCUGGCCAGUGUUGCGGUAGACAGCGGUCCAUGAGGGUUUACGUAAGAAGUCAGAAGGUGAUCCGUCGAGUGAGUUCGAAGGGGGUAGAGAUAUUGGUGUACCCCAUUAGCGUUCUGACCACGCAUAGUGUGGCGUCUGACACAAAGCAUGGGUAUGACACUGAAGACGAAUCAGACUUAGUUUGUCUCGACAUGGUAAAGGUAACCCCGUCUGGUGUGAGAGAGAAACCAUCCAUAUCGCAAGCCCUAACGUCCGCCACCGUCUAAAUGAGACGAGGCAUAAUAAGAAGGCUAGUUUGGCUGAAAGUUGCUUCAGUGACCAACAAGGAUUGUCCGGCCAUUCCCUAAGGAAUCUCGGCACCACAUCCACCUGCCAGAGGCGUGAAUAUUUGGGUGCCGGGAUCUCGACAAUUCGGCACCCCGCAGUAGUCGACAAACCAGUGUAUCUUGACCUACUGGUCUGCCCUGUACCGGAACGUGCGCCGCCCACAUGGCGGAUCUGAUCAUGUUGAGGGAUCGAUAUGACCGACCCAACGAGACCAGGUGUGACAGAUAGUUGGGGAUCAGUGGGACAGGUGCGGUAAAGGGAUCGGAAUCCCUUUCCACACACCAAUCACUCCAGGCCGACCAGGCAGAAAUAUAGCCUUUCCUGGUGCCGGGAGCCUAUGAGUCCCAUAGGAGGUCUUAGUUGAUGCAAUAGGUCGUGAUCUGACCAGGAGCCCCUGAAGCCGUCCAGGCAACUAGUGUCAGUUGUCCUUCCAUGACAAGGGAGUGGGCUCCCCCUCGAGGUCCCGUCAGAAGUAGAGGGAAGGUAGGGAGUAGUAGAGGGUCUUCGCGAGACAUCUCCAGGCGAUCCGGGAAAUCACGGUUGGCCCUGCCCGAGGGGUGUCAUGAGCAGGAGCGAUAUCUUGUGAGUGUGUGUGUGUAUUGAAGCACCUUUGCUAUUGUGGAGAAACGGCUGGGUCGCGUUUGCAGGGGUUCAUCCAUCGCCCCGUAUCCGAAGGAAGAGUCAAAGAUCGUUUUGCCAAUCCAAGUUUGUAUGUGAAGUAAUCACCAUCGAAAUUCCAUCCUCACUUCCGCCGACAGUGGGAUCCAGUGGUCAUAUGAGUGAGCGGUGCGUACGUAUCUCACCAUCAGUCGUAGUGGGCCAGGGAAUAACGCUUGUAUGGAGGAGGAGAGGAGGAGAGGAAUCCCACAAUCCGACAGUUAUCCUUAUAGAGGCGCUCUUUGCCGUAGACUGACGCGGAACAUAGUUCUCCAAGCCGAUGUCGAAACUGAGGAACUGGCCCGAUUCAGAUGGAGAAGCGAUCUUUGUCUGUGUACAACAAAAAAUCCCUGGAGUCCCGAAAGUGAACGACAAAUCUGUCUGCAAAUGUAGUCUGGAUUCGUAAAGAAUCAGCAAGUCUUCCAGGUAUACGAGGCAUCGCACGCCCAAAUUUGCGGAUGUGUGCCCUCACUGGUUACAGUAGGUUCGCGAGCACCACGGAGUCGUAAACUGCCGUGUUUGUCCUCACCAUCGGGAUCGGAGGAAAACUUCGGCAGUCCAGGGCAACGGGUACCGACAAGCGUGCGUCCUUGAGGUCUAGAUGUGUAAACCAGUCGUUAUCGCCUAGGAGGUCUUGUAGAAGACGAAUUUCCUCCAUCUUGCAGCAUUUUUAUACCAUGUAGGAGUUCCAUUGAUGUAGUCUCCUGGCUUCUUCUUGACCAGGAAAAAUUUGUUGGGGAAGCCUUCCCCUCCGUUGCGUGUUGAAUUGCGCACCUCCUGAAGAGGGUGCAGAUUUUCUUGUCCACGAGGCGUUCCUGUUCCGCCAGCGUGCGUAAUGGAGGUGAAGGGGCGACCUGUACGGCUGUGAUAAAACUCUAUGACAUAACCUUGUACUGUCUGGAGAACCCAGGUGACUUUGGUAGUCGUCUCCCAAUUCUGUAAAACAGAGACAGGUUGCCGGUCAUAAUAUUGGAAACAGUUAGUUAUGUAGGUUGACACACUAGUAGAUGAAGCGGAUGGGUUCAGACUUGUUUUAGCGAGGUCUGGGUUUAGUGUGGUGAAUAAAUUCACGUGUUUUUUGAGUACUGCAAUGAACACUACGUCGAAUAGUAGGCCUUGUGCUUUUGGGCCGAAUACUUGUCGUUCCUAGGUCCAAUAGUGUGUUGUCGAUGCGGCCCAGUACAGAUUUGCGUCUGUCGGCGCAUAGUGCGUCAUUUACGUUGCCCAGGAGGCAUAUCGAGCAUUGAGACCAUUCUUUGGAGGUGGUAGGGUUGAGUUGUGUACCCUGGGGCAACUCGGUCUUGAGGCGUGCGCAUCCUUCCAUCCCCCGAGGGUUGUGCAGCCAAUAGUGUUCGUCCAGGAACGUUCCGUCUUCGGCUACUCUGGUUUAGUGCCGCUACAGUUAUCUCUGCCUCAGCCGCCGUCACGGAGUAAGGUUUCCCUAACUUACUUCGAGGAAGUGUGGGGAAGGUCUUGCCGUUCCAUUUCCUCAGACGGUGAGCUGUCUUCGUGUCGCUCAUCUACCAUGUCCAAAGUACGUGGUGGGUAAUAGUCUUUUUUGUCGGAAGAUUGUGGCGGACGGGGUUUGGAUUCCCGGUGUUCCGCCUAUUUGGUCUGUUCGAUGGGCAUCUUGCCCUUGACCUUAGUGGCAGGGGGGCUGGAGCCCUUCCCUUGCCGUUUUGACUUGAAGGCUUGUGGGCCUGAGGUCUCCAUCAAGCGGUGUGGGGUAGAGUUCAUAACAGAACCUUCUCCACUGAGGCCGUUACUGUGGCGUUUAUCAUUGUCUAGAAAUCUUGGGAACGUUGAGAGUGUCCACCAUGACUCGUUCCCGUCCUGUUGGGAGAUAGUGUGGGGGUCAGCACGUAGGGGUGUUAGACUCCUGGUAGAACUGGGGAUCACCCAGGUAAAAAGAGGGGUCACCUCUAUUAGUUUAAUCUGGCUACUGAGAGCCGUGGUGCAGGCGCGACUGCCUGGUAGUGGUGUCGGUCUGGCUAGCCGGGUUCACCACAAAUGUACGCCAGAGCUGUAUGCAGGGUUUUAACUACACAGGCUUACUAUAUAGGCGCAUGGGGCCUGUCUCCAUAAGGUCUGCAGCCGCAGGACCCAUGUCUAUUAGGCUGGGUUCAUCCCAGGUGGUGUGCCAUGGUAACCCAGAGGACACCCAUAUUAUACUUAUUGGCACCUUACAAGCAUUGCAUGCAUAUCUGGGAGUCAUCCCAGGUGGUGUGUCAUGAAAAAUUACCCAGAGGACACCCACGUUCCAUAUGUACACUAGGCACAGAAAAUAUACAUAUAUGUAUCCCUGUGAAGGUUACACCGCAAUACACUCAAUUUUCUUAGUGAUCCUGCCAUCAAAUCGCAUCCGGCAUGGUACUGUUGCUUUAAUGUAAAACUGACAGGCAGUGUUUAACCCCUUAAAGACACAUGAGAUGUGCGACAUGUCAUGAUUCCCUUUUAUUCCAAAGUUAAACAUCCAUAGUUAAGGGUUAAACAUCCAUAUAUGUCUGUAGUAAUCAGUGGUAAAGUUGAGGCGUAGGCCUCCAUGCAUAUGAUCGGGGUUCACCCCGGGUGGUGUGCCAUGGUAACCCAGAGGACACCCACAUCAAAGGUAAUGGUCUGUCAGUGACCUUGCAUGCAUAUCUGGGGGGUCACCCCAGGUGGUGUGCCAUGGUAACCCAGAGGACACCCACAUCAAAGGUAAUGGUCUGUCAGUGACCUUGCAUGCAUAUCUGGGGGGUCACCCCAGGUGGUGUGCCAUGGUAACCCAGAGGACACCCACAUCAAAGGUAAUGGUCUGUCAGUGACCUUGCAUGCAUAUCUGGGGGGUCACCCCAGGUGGUGUGCCAUGAAAAAAUACCCAGAGGACACCCACAUAAAUUUGCACCGUCAGGUACAGUAAUAUAAUAUGACCCUCUGUAGGGUACAAUAAUAUAAUAUAAUAUGCCCUUUGUAGGGUACAGUAACAUAAUAUGCCCUUCGUAGAGUACAGUGAUAUAGUUGAUCUUGAUAUAGGUACAGUAUAUGUUUUGUAUAACGACUGUGAUAUUGUAUGGCUUCACAAUAAUACAUAGAUUGUGUGCCUGCUCAUGAGAAUAAAAAAUAAUAAUUGUAUAUAAUUUUUUGCCAGUAUGCCGUCUGAUCCUGAGGAGAUUAUAACCAUGUAUAGUAUAACCCUAAUUGGGGUAUAGUAGCUGAUAUGACCCUAAGCAGGGCCUAGAGACAUAAAGGUCUGAAGCUGGCAAAAAAGGGGGGAAUGUUUGUCUCUUUAAUGCAUGCAUUUAUAAUAGAUAGGCAGCACAGCAGGCAGGCACUGGGCAAAUAUAUAUAUAGAAAGGCAAAAAUCCACUGUAACCUAAUACCCUCCCUUAGUACAUACUAGGGAGGGUAUAAAGAUGUGGAGCCCAGCGGUCGGGUGAGUUACCGAUCCGCCGGGCAAGCGGGGAAGGCGGCCGUCCGGUAUCUCGCGAGCCGCGAGAUCCAAGAUGGCCGCUGCCCGCGUGUGAAGUAGCGCCGCGAUCGACCGCUCGGCGCCGGAAUGACGAGGGAACGCAGUUCCCAGUCCCCCUCCACCCGUCCCCUUGCCGGCCCCACAAAAGGAAAAACGUUAGCCGGCCCGCGGCGCGCGGCACUGACAGCCGUUGCUCGCGGGUACCGGUAGUGAAAAGCAAUAGGGGCCCAAAAGAAAACUGCAGGGACAGGGAGAAGGGAACAGCGAAAGUAAAAACUAAAUAAAUAAAUUAAUUAAAUGAAAUAAGUAAAUGAAAUAAAUAAAUUAGCUAAAUAAAUAAAUUAACUUAGGUAAAUAAAUUAACUUAGGUAAAAAUAGAACAAUACCAUCCAAAAUACAGAGAAACAAACAAUAUAUGUAAGCAAUUGCCAGGGAGGCAAAAUACUCUGACCUGAUGUUGGCUGGAGCAGCAAAGAAAGAGGAAGUGAUGUCAUAGUUAGGGCCUUUUAUGGGCAUUAUAUCUUUUUUCUGAUUGGUUGUUUAUGUUACUAUGCUGCUGGAGUUUUGAGUAAAGAAAGAUAUGCAAAUAUGAAGCCUCCUGUCAUGUGGUAAAAAUAUAUAUAUAUAUUUACAAUGUGUCAAUUUUCAUGUUACGUCUAUGCUUUAUAGAAUGUUUAAAACUUACAGUAUAUACUCGAGUAUAAGUCUAGUUUUUCAGCACAUUUUUUGUGCUUAAAAACCCCCACUCGACUUAUACUCGAGUCACUGUCUGUAUUAUGGCAACUUAGAGAGCCGCGGCCGUCAGAGCCAUGGCAACGAUCCGCGCGGCAACCAGACCGCGAGACUUACAGUGGAGCUGACCGGAACGGAGGAGAAGGGAGCUGACAGGAGCUGCAGGAAAGGUAAGUAAAUGCCUCCUGCCGGUCCCCCCACUUCCCAGCCCAUGCCACUGGACCACCAGGGAUUAAGAUAGCCCCCCUCCCUGACCAGUUAACAAGCAGGCGGGGGGGACAAUUUUUUUUUUAAAAUAAUAAAAAAAAUAAUAAUAUAAAAAAAAAAUUAAAAUAAUCAAAAUGCCCUCCCCCCACCCAGUUCACACACACUACACAACACACACACUCUGCAUUAUAUACACACUCUGCAUUAUAUACACAGAGUGUGUGUAUAUAAUGCAGAGUGUGUGUUUGUAUGAGUGUGUGUGUGUAUAUAAUGCAGAGUGUGUGUUUGUAUAAGUGUGUGUGUAUAUAAUACAGAGUGUGUGUUUGUAUGAGUGUGUGUGUGUAUAUAAUUAUAAAAAUCACAGAAUUUCAUAGCCCCAAGUUUUACCCUCGACUUAUCCACGAGGCAUAGCAUAUUUCACAAUUGUUGGUCACAAAACUGCACUCGACUUAUACAUGAGAUCGACUUAUACACGAGUAUAUACGGUAAUAAAAAGAAUUGUACAAAAAAAAAUGCUUCAUUAGGAUUGUAAAUGUAGCUCAACGUAUAAUAUGAGCUAGAUGAAUUACGUUUGGGAUAUACUGUAAAAACACAUGUAGCACAAAUGACAGUCAUUUUAUAUUUAUAUGUUUCAUUACUUUAUUAUAGUAUAACAUUAUACAUCUAUUAUUGUAAGUGUGAAGCUACCUCCAAGCCCAUCACAUUGCAGUGUUUUGAUAGUUCAUUUCCUGCAAUUUCAAAUAAGCAAAAAAAUAUUCAUGCACAGAAAUGUGUUCAUCUACAGGCUGGUAAUCAUAGCUAGAGUAUACAUGAAUAUAUAAAUUUAAUUUAGCAAAAUGAAUGAAAAUGUAUGACAUCAUCAAUUUAUUAUUUUAUUUUAUGGCCUGCUAUAAUGCUAGUAGUAUAUUGUCACCCUUCCAUAUUAAAAUUCCCUGUUUUGAAAUGGUUUGCAUCUUAUCUUGGUGGUGCCAGAUUUCAAGCCUCCUCUAAUGCCAGGUGCAUUAGACGUGCAUCUGAUUUCUGUAGAGGUACAGAAGCUGGAUGCCAAUCCUGCUGGUCAUUCAUUGGCUGAGAGCUCUCACUCAAUUAAUGACCCUCCGUGAAAACAGUAUAUGCACAGAAUUUACACUAGUCAUUCUGGAGCCCUUGUUCCGAGUUUGUGGAUGACACUGCCACAGGGGUUACACUUCUGGCAGCAACAUAACAUUAAAAUUAAAAAUAGCAAUGAUCAAAUCCCAAUACAAUCUAUAUUUUUUGAGAGGAGUUUUAAUUCAUGAAUGACCGUUGUUAUUGCAGUCAAAUGACAGACUCAUAUAUUUUCUUAAAAUCUGUUUCUUCAGACAGCCUUGAAACCACAAGAACUGAUGAAAAACAGCUGAGUGUGCCUGUUUGUUCUGCAGAUCUGUUUACCUCUGACCAUACACAAUACUGGUAUGUCGAGAAUGAUGCUUGCAGACUGCAAUGGGACACAACGAGGACCUUGGAAGCAAAACAAGAUGAAAGAGAUUAUCAUGGAAGUGAAUACCUGGGUCUAAAGUUUGCCAGACUGUAUAGCCAGUGCUUUUACAAGGAUGAUAAUGCAGCUGUCCAUUUAGAUAAGGCUGUAGCAAACAGCCAAUAUGAAACUAUUGUGAGGGAUGAUAUCAGCAUACAUAAAUCAGAAUUUACAUCUGACCACACAGUGCAUAGCAUGGAAAAACUAUACUCUUGCACUGAAUGUGGAAAGAGUUUUAAUCGUAGCUCACAUUUGUUACGGCACAAAAUAAUUCACAUGGGCGAGAGACCAUGUUACUGUGGUAAAUGUGGCAAGAGUUUUAUUGAUCGUUCCCAGCUUGCUAUACACAAGAGGACACACACUGCAGAAAAACCCUAUGUGUGCAUCAAUUGUGAGAAGAGCUUUAUUUGCAAAUUACAUCUAGCAAGGCACCAGCGAUCCCACUCUGGGGAGAGGCCAUAUGUUUGCAGUAAAUGUGGGAAACGAUUUGCCCAGAGCUCAAACCUGCUAACCCACCUGAGAACACACACAGAAGAGAAGCCAUAUUCUUGCACUCAGUGCGGAAAACGUUUUAGCCGCAGAUCUCAUGUGGUAAGGCAUCAGCGGAUACACACGGGGGAAGGGCCUUACGUUUGCACUGAAUGUGGUAAAAGUUUCACUGAAAGUUCAGCACUACUUAAGCAUCAGCGAACACACACCGAUGAGAAACCUUAUGACUGUACCUGGUGUCCAAAAAGCUAUGUUGAUAAAUCUGCUCUUGCCAAUCACCAGAGAACUCACACAGGAGAGAGACCUUAUCCCUGUAGCUACUGUGGGAAGAAAUUUUCUCACAGUUCAGUACUGGUAAAGCAUCAGCGCAUUCACACUGGAGAAAAACCCUACUCUUGUAGCAAGUGUGAAAAAUGCUUUUCUCAAACUUCUGCGCUUAUUAACCAUCAGAGAACACACACAGGAGAGAAACCAUUUGCUUGCACAGACUGUGGGAAAUGUUUCACACAGACAUCUUCAUUGGUCAAACACCUACGGACUCACACAGGGGAGAGACCGUACACCUGCACUGAGUGUGGCAAAAGCUUUACAUACAGUUCUGUUCUUGUUAAACACCAGCGGACUCAUAAAAAAGAAAAAUUGUGA
Messenger RNA from Pelobates cultripes (western spadefoot toad), 11889 nucleotides. NCBI's taxonomy places the organism in Eukaryota, Metazoa, Chordata, Amphibia, Anura, Pelobatidae. The record is from the annotation of a GenBank genome assembly.